AUGUCUCGUUACCGAGGACCUCGUUUUAAAAAAAUACGCCGUCUGGGGGCUUUGCCGGGACUAACUAGUAAAAAACCUAGGUCCGCAAGUGAUCUUAGAAACCAAUCCCGCUCCGGGAAAAGAUCUCAAUAUCGUAUUCGUUUAGAAGAAAAACAGAAAUUGCGUUUUCAUUAUGGUCUGACGGAGCGACAACUACUUCGAUAUGUUCGUAUCGCUGGAAAAGCAAACGGUUCGACGGGUCAAGUUUUACUGCAACUACUUGAGAUGCGUUUGGAUAACAUUCUUUUUCGAUUGGGUAUGGCUUCAACUAUUCCUGGAGCCAGGCAAUUAGUUAACCAUGGACAUAUUUUAGUUAAUGGUCGUCUAGUGGAUAUACCAAGUUAUCGCUGCAAACCCCGAGAUAUUAUUACUACGAAGGAUAAACAAAGAUCCAGAGCUUUGAUUCAAAAUCAUAUGGAUUCAUCCUCCAACGCGGAAUUGCCAAAACAUUUGACUCUGCACUCAUUGCAAUAUAAAGGGGUAGUCAAUCAAAUAAUAGAUAGUAAAUGGGUCGGUUUGAAAGUCAAUGAAUUGCUAAUCGUAGAAUAUUAUUCCCGACAAACUUGA
Nymphaea colorata (pocket water lily) is the source of this 606-nucleotide messenger RNA. NCBI's taxonomy places the organism in Eukaryota, Viridiplantae, Streptophyta, Magnoliopsida, Nymphaeales, Nymphaeaceae. The record is from the annotation of a RefSeq genome assembly.